Danio aesculapii is the source of this 1009-nucleotide messenger RNA. RefSeq names its product dolichyl-phosphate mannosyltransferase subunit 1, catalytic (gene dpm1). The coding region runs from base 44 to 796 and encodes 250 amino acids. The transcript has 9 exons. Gene Ontology annotation, molecular function: dolichyl-phosphate beta-D-mannosyltransferase activity. Gene Ontology annotation, cellular component: endoplasmic reticulum membrane. Gene Ontology annotation, biological process: GPI anchor biosynthetic process; protein O-linked glycosylation via mannose. Lineage: Eukaryota; Metazoa; Chordata; Actinopteri; Cypriniformes; Danionidae. The record is from RefSeq and is a predicted model, not a curated record.
GCAGAUCUGAUGUAAACAUCCGGUUUUCAUCUGAGACGCCAACAUGGCGAGCCGGAGAAGUAAUGCGAAAAGUCCGGACAAACCUGAUAAAUAUUCUGUGCUUCUGCCGACUUACAACGAGCGAGAAAACCUCCCGUUGAUCGUCUGGUUGUUGGUGAAGUAUUUCGGCGAAAGUGGCUACAACUAUGAGAUCAUAGUCAUCGAUGAUGGCAGUCCAGACGGAACACUGCAGAUCGGCGAGCAGCUGCAGAAGAUAUACGGCGCGGAUAAAAUUCUCCUGAGGCCGAGAGCACAAAAGCUGGGAUUAGGAACAGCAUACAUCCACGGCAUUAAACAUGCAACUGGAAACUUCGUUAUCAUAAUGGACGCAGAUCUCUCACAUCAUCCAAAGUUUAUUCCACAGUUCAUUGAAAAACAGAAAGAGGGUGGAUAUGACCUGGUGUCUGGCACAAGGUACAGAGGAGACGGUGGUGUAUAUGGAUGGGAUCUGCGGCGAAAACUCAUCAGUCGAGGGGCAAACUUUGUCACACAAGUUCUGCUCAGACCAGGAGCGUCUGAUCUUACUGGGAGUUUUAGGCUCUAUAAGAAAGAAGUUCUGGAAAAACUAGUAGAGCAGUGUGUGUCAAAAGGCUAUGUGUUCCAGAUGGAGAUGAUUGUCCGGGCCAGACAACUGGGCUAUACAAUUGGAGAGGUUCCCAUUUCGUUCGUGGACCGUGUUUACGGAGAGUCCAAAUUAGGUGGAAAUGAAAUCGUCUCCUUCCUGAAAGGACUGCUCACUCUUUUUGCCACUACAUGACCUUUGACCUUAUUUGGUUGCAUUUAGUGUUGUGAUGUAUGAUCAGCGCUUACCAUCACUGCAGUGGAGCUAGAAGCAUUACUUGAUUACCAAGUAAUAAGGUUGUUAUGCUUGGAUUAACAUGUUCCUUCCACUUAGUUUUGUUAAUUACUAGGCAAUAUUUGGAAAUGUACAUUCAAAUUUUCUGAAUUGUAAUAAAAAGGACCAAACUGA